Diaporthe batatas is the source of this 2397-nucleotide messenger RNA. RefSeq lists its product as uncharacterized. The record is from RefSeq and is a predicted model, not a curated record. Gene Ontology annotation, biological process: amino acid transmembrane transport. The transcript is spliced from 4 exons. Lineage: Eukaryota; Fungi; Ascomycota; Sordariomycetes; Diaporthales; Diaporthaceae. The coding region runs from base 589 to 2325 and encodes 578 amino acids. Gene Ontology annotation, molecular function: amino acid transmembrane transporter activity. Gene Ontology annotation, cellular component: membrane.
GUUCGGAGUAUGUGCCUAGGUAUGUAGGUACCUACUUACCUAGGUAUCAAUAAGCUCCUGCCCACGGCCAAUCCUCGGUGCAUACGCACCAUUUAUUAACAACCUUGGAACCCAUUUACUGUGCCAUCGAGUCAUUGUCAUGUUUCGCCAUGUCUCCCCUUCUUUUGUCAGCCCCUCCCGGUCUCUUGUUGUUAUCAGCACACCCGGUGAUUUAUCUGCUCGGGCGAGACUCGAACUGCAAGAACCAAUCAGUCCCGUUUCGUUUCUUUUCCCUUCCCGAGUCCUUCACAACGUCCGCGGGGUGGCCUUCCGGGUUAGAUCCGAGGCCAUAAAGGCAAAAAGGUCACACCGCGCUCCUCUAGAAAAGCCUGCUAGAUCCGACGGGUCCUCAACGCGACUGACUUAUCAGGUCCUUUUUCGAGAUGAUGAGCGAGUGUCUCAAGCACCGGGGUUACGUAAUCGCGGCCCAGGACGUUAUCUCUCUGCCGAUGGCGCAAUGAGUGGGAAAACGGGAAAACGGGAAAAACACUUAAAAACCGCGGCCGCCUCCCUGGCCUUGGGGUUCCGCAGACAACCUUAGCCGCAGCCAUGAGCACCAACAGCAACUCGGGCCACGGCCAACCUGUCGUCCCGGAGGCAGUGGCGGGCAAGGCCCCUGCCGUUGUGGCCGUCACGCCCAGUCCUGCCUACCAUCCACCCAACGGCGGCGGCGGCGGCAGCAGCGGCAGCGGCAGCAGCCAGGGUGGCCAUGACCAUGGCCUCGAAGACGGCGUCGACGAGGCCAAUGUCGACGACCACGGCGGCGACCUCGUCACCGCGGCAGAGUUGCACGACCUCAAGCGGGGCCUGACCGAGCGUCAUCUGAGCAUGCUGGGGAUUGCAGGCGCCAUCGGCACGGGUCUCUUUCUGAGCCUCGGGGGCGCCAUCCAGACCGGUGGUCCUCUCGGUGCUCUGCUGGGCUAUGCGAUGGUCGGCGGGGUCGUCUGUUCCGUACAGUUCGCACUGGGGGAGGUGACGGCCCUUUUACCGGUCACCGGCAGCUUCGUCAGGCACGCUGGCUUCCUCGUGGAUCCCGCGCUCGAAUUCGCCAUUGGGUGGAACCUCGUCUACGGCAAUCUCCUCAGCAUCCCCUCGGAAAUCACAGCCAUUUGCGUGCUCUUCCAGUUCUGGACGGACAUUAACAGCGCCUUGUGGAUCGUUAUCUUUAUCCUCCUGACUGUCGUCGUUGGCGUGGCAUUCGUCCGCAUCUUCGGAGAGGUCGAAUUCUUCUUUGCGGUCCUCAAGAUCCUCCUGGUCGUGUUUCUCAUCAUCCUCGGCUUGGUCAUAGACCUCGGUGGCAUCCCGGGUACUCCCCGCAUUGGCUUCAAGUACUGGAAAGACCCGGGUCCCUUUGUCGAGUAUAUCGGCACAGGCGGAUGGGGGAAAUUCCUAGGCUUCUGGGGUGUCAUGACAUCCGCCGUCUUCUCCUUCGCGGGAGUCGAGUCCAUCGCCAUGGCAGCAGCCGAGACCCACAACCCACGGCGCGCAAUACCCCGAGCUUGCAGGCAAGUCUUUGCUCGGGUCCUGCUGUUCUACAUGCUCGCAGUGCUUGUUGUUGGAAUGCUUGUUCCUAGCAACGACCCGCGCUUGGGCGAUGAAAGUGGCACUGCGGCACAGAGCCCCUUCGUCAUCGCCGCCAGCGCCGCUGGCAUCCGCGCGAUUCCAAGUGUCGUCAAUGCAAUCGUCAUUACAAGCGCAUGGAGCGCAAGCAACCAGUCGCUCAUGGCAGGCACCAGGGUUCUGUACGGGCUCGCGUUGAAGGGCCAGGCCCCCAAGAUCUUCUUGCGGACUACGGCUUGGGGAACACCCUACAUGUGCGUGGCCUUGUUCACAGCCUUCAUGUUCCUCAGCUUCCUGACGCUAAGCAACAACGCCAUGACUGUGUUCUGGUGGCUUGUCGAUCUCACCGCUGCCGGUGUGCUCGUCAGCUGGUGUACAAUCCUGUUGAAUCACCUCCGCUUGAAGCUGGCAAUGAAGAAGCAGGGGAUUCCCGUGGCAAGAUUGCCGUGGCAUAACUCUUGGACCUUUUAUAGUUCCUCCAUUUCGUUAUGCUUGUGCGUCGUCAUUCUCCUCACAAACGGCUUCAGUUGUUUCACCAAAGGCAACUGGGACCCUGAGACAUUCGUGUCGUCUUACUUGGAUAUCCCUCUUGUCAUCUCCGCAUUUCUGAUCUGGAAAUUUUACAAGAAGACAAAACUAUACUCCUUGGACGAGAUACCCAUUGCGGACGCUUUGAGGCAGGCUGAUAUAGAGGAAGCUGCUAGAAUACAAAGAUACCAUGACUAGAUCUUGAAAAAAGCGAACAAUCGGUUAGAUAGAGAGUUCAAAUAGUUGUGUGGUUUAACUUCGAGGCAUGAU